Messenger RNA from Lithohypha guttulata, 1209 nucleotides. RefSeq lists its product as uncharacterized. Bases 1 to 1209 code for a protein of 402 amino acids. The transcript has a single exon. Lineage: Eukaryota; Fungi; Ascomycota; Eurotiomycetes; Chaetothyriales; Trichomeriaceae. The record is from RefSeq and is a predicted model, not a curated record.
AUGCCAAACGCCAUCGACGAACGUCUGAACUGUACACGCCUCCCAGUAUCGGACGACGACUGGUUUCGUGGGUUUGAAAGUCGCAGCUGUUUCCUCUUGCCAGAUGCUACACAUAGGUGGAAAGAGGUGGCAGCCAGUGGUAACCAGAGCCCGCAAACCUGGUUCAUCUUAAUCAAUUCCUACAUGUUCGACGCAUUCCAGAUGGGCGCCUUUCCUGAGGUUUGGCAGAAAAGAGUUGGGUUUCACGCGGAUCAGCUUCCAAGCAAGAAGAAGACGUCGGUACCAGACUUGCGAAAAUUUUUGGACUUUCUGGAGAACUGUCUUCAAUGUGCACAGAUAGCAUUACCGGAGCAGCUUGAAUGGAAGGAACGAUUACUUGUAUUUGAUGGCGCAUCCCGAGCCAUUGACUGUGCAAGGUUCUCUAUUCACGUCAUGUCGCAGCUUGCUCGUUUGAUGCUCUGCAUCUGGGAGGUGAACCGUGCUUCGAUGGCUCUCCAACAUUCAGAGACAGACCGAGGACGAUCAGCGUCGUUCAGUCAUCCGACCCCAACAGCUACAGCAGCUCAAGAACAGGCUUGGGUCAAAUAUAUCGACGCUGCGAAUCUUACGGCACGUAUGGUUCGCAAUUCAGCUCCAUACCACCUUCGAUUUGUCAAUCCACUGAUUGCCAAUGCUAUCUGGAUUUCGGCAGCCAGCUUGGUGGUAGCGAAGCUGUUUGCCCCGCAUAAUUUCGACUCCUGUCAAGCUCAAUCGAAUUUCGAUCUGCUUGUUGUAACUUUGAACAAGUACGAAGCUUUUUGGGAGAUCCCGUGUGUACUGAAACACAAACUACAGAACCUCGAGAGUACCUUACGAAACAUCCGGCAGUGUACACCUGGCACUGAAGAUGCGACGAUGGUGGAUGGGAGAUCGCCUAUGUUCAGCGCAUCAGAUCCGGUACAACAAUCUCAUGCGCAAGCACACACAAGUCACCUUAGUAACGUGCAUAGUCAACAGGCUGUGGACUUAUCAAGCAAUACUGUUACUGACUUCUCUAGUCAAGACUGGCUGGCGCAAGAUUUCUUCGACUUCAACGCUAUACCGUCCUUGGGUCCUGGUCCAUCUCGUUCGAUAACACCUUUUGUAUUCGAUCCAAUCUUUGACGGCAAUGUAUUGUCUGAUACCGAAUUCUUCAACUUCAACGAUCUGUUCGCUUACCCAUAUCAAUAA